AUGGGAGCUUCUGCUGAUGAUUUGCUUGAUUUGUUAGCUCAGAUGGAGCAUUUUGAUAUUUCUUCGAAUACCACGUCAUUUAAUUUGGUUCUUAAGGUUAUGCAUCAGGUUGGUGAAAUGCUUGAUGCUGAAAAACUUUUCGAACGGAUGUUGCAGUCAGGAGAUGAAGCUCUCCCUGAUGAUGAAUCAUAUGACUUGGUCAUUAGAAUGCUCUUUUCAACUGAUCGAAUUGAUGCUGCAUUCAAAUACAUAGAUUUAACUCUGAAACAUGGUAACAUGUUGUCAAUCAAUUUAUUUAUGAACCGUGUGAGGAGUUGUGUCAAACAGGGAAGACUUGAUACAUUGGUGCCAAUAAUUGAAAAGUGUAGGGCAACAGAUCAAAAUAAAGCCCUUUGCCCCUCCUGGAACUUAUGUAUUUUUAUAGCUGAAGACGCAUUUCGAGAGGAUAAUAGCAAGUUAGCCUAUUAUGGACUGGAGUUUAUGGCCCGAUGUAUUGUCAAGGGUGAACGUGCAAGACCUCCUAAGGCGAAGGUUCUAUUUCAUAUACCGACGAUUCCGAGGCCACAAGAUGAGUUUACUAUAAUUGUUAAUAUUGUUGAGAGCUUACUUGAUUAUUACUAUGUUGCCGCCUGGGAUAUAGUAUUUGAUGUUGUUUCAGCUAUGUUUCACAAAUUAGGAAGUACCUUUACUUCAUGA
This is a messenger RNA of Vicia faba (fava bean), 696 nucleotides long. NCBI's taxonomy places the organism in Eukaryota, Viridiplantae, Streptophyta, Magnoliopsida, Fabales, Fabaceae. The record is from the annotation of a GenBank genome assembly.